Condylura cristata (star-nosed mole) is the source of this 984-nucleotide messenger RNA. Its product is annotated as T-cell surface glycoprotein CD1b-1-like. The transcript is spliced from 5 exons. Gene Ontology annotation, molecular function: lipopeptide binding; endogenous lipid antigen binding; exogenous lipid antigen binding. Gene Ontology annotation, biological process: antigen processing and presentation, exogenous lipid antigen via MHC class Ib; antigen processing and presentation, endogenous lipid antigen via MHC class Ib; positive regulation of T cell mediated cytotoxicity. Lineage: Eukaryota; Metazoa; Chordata; Mammalia; Eulipotyphla; Talpidae. Bases 1 to 984 code for a protein of 327 amino acids. Gene Ontology annotation, cellular component: external side of plasma membrane. The record is from RefSeq and is a predicted model, not a curated record.
AUGCUGUCCUUGUUACUCCUGCUGCUGGCAGCCUGCUUCCCAGCUGGUGACAGCGAGGAUGCUGCUGCGUUGCAGAAUUCUUUCCAGAUCAUCCAGAUCUCGACCUUUGCCAACAGCACCUUCGUCCAAAAUCUGGGCUCAGGCUGGGUGGGCGAGCUGCAGAUUCAUAGCUGGGAUGAUGACAACGGCACUGCCAUCUUUCUGAAGCCCUGGUCAAAGGGCAACUUCAAUGACGAGGAGCUGACUGAGAUUGAGGAGAUAUUCCGAGCGUACUUCAAUGGACUCUCUCGGGAAGUGCAGGGUCGCGUCAGUAAAUUCCACUUUGAAUACCCCUUUGAGAUCCAGAGCUCAGUAGGCUGUGGCCUGCGUCCUGGGGGGUCCAUAGUAAGCUUCCUGAAGGGAGCCAUAGGUGGAAAGGAUUUCCUGAGCUACCAGAAUGACACCUGUGUGCCCGCCCCUGAGGGCGGCAGCAGCGCCAAGCAGGUGUGUGCUCUCAUCAUACAGCACCAAGGCAUCUGCGACAACAUUAGGAAGCUCCUUUUGCAAACCUGUCCCAAGUUUCUCUUGGGUGUCCUUGAUGCAGGCAAAGCGGAACUUCAGAGGCAAGAGAAGCCCGAGGCCCGGCUGACCAAAGGCCCUAGUCCCGGGCCGGGCCGCCUGCGCCUGGUGUGUCAUGUCUUUGGCUUCCACCCGAAAGCCGUGUGGGUGAUGUGGACGCGGGGUCAGCAGGAGCAGCGGGACACUCGGCGAGGUGACCUCAUGCCUAACGCCGACGGAACGUGGCAUCUCCGCGCGACGCUGGAUGUGGACUCUGCGGAGGCGGCCGGCCUGGCUUGCAGAGUGAGGCACAGCAGCCUGGGUGGCCGGGACAUCGUCCUCCCCUGGGAACAUUCUGCCUCCAUUGGCUUGAUAGUUUUGGGGAUCCUCGUGCCCUUCUUGAUCCUUUCCACAUGUCUAGCAUUAUGGUUUGUGAGGCGCUGGUGA